UUUUCAUUCUGUUUGUCCGAAACUCCAGAAUUCUUGUAAGGAACAAUUCGUUUAGCCAUGAAAAAAGAAACAUUGACAAGUGAUGCAGUACCAGUGGUUAAUAUUGCCGAGCAGGACGCGAUAAAUAUCAUCGAUUCACCUAAGGUGAAAGUAGAGAACAUUGAAGCAGCCUUUGAUGGUGAAUUCAUUAAAAUAGAGGAGUCGUCUUUUGAUGCAAAUGGUCGUACCUUCACGGCCGAAUCAAGCUACACGGCAGAUGAAAAACUUGGACUGAAAAGCUUGAAUAAGAAAAUUUUAGAAAAUCAGAAAGUAGAAGAGGCACUGAAGAGUACCGCUGCCGAAUUAUCUACAGCUCAAGGGGAGUUGGAGCUUUCGAAAUCACAGGUGCAAGAAGUGGAGCAAAGGCUAGCAUCAAAGGAAGCUAGCAUCAAUGAAUUGACCGAAGAACUGGGAACAUCAACUGCUCGGUAUUCUGACCUUGAGCUAGAACUGAAAAGUGCCAUGGACAAAUGUGCCGAGAAUGAAGGACGAGCCAAUACAAUUCACCAGCGCAGCGACGAACUUGAGGAUCUAAAGCAGAUAUCACAUGGUAAGGCAGUUGAGGCUGGUAAAAAAGUGAGCGAAUUAGAGUUACUUCUUGAAACAGAAAAAUAUAGGAUCAAGCAACUUGAAGAGCAACGUGGGGCUGCAGAAGCAGAAUUCUUGAAAAACACUCUGAAGGUUUCCGAACUUGAAGGACAACUGGAGGCUGUUCAAGUGAAAAAUUCAAGCCUAGAGGUUGCAUUACAGGCUGCCACUGAAAAGGAAAGAGAACUGACCGAGCACUUGCAUAUUACCACAGAGGAGAACAGAAAUUUAAAAGACACGUCGAAAACCGCAAAUGAGAAGCUAUCUGAAGCCAAAAAUCUCAGGCAUGAAUUGAGUACUUCUCACCAGAAAUUGGAGAGCAUCGAAAAUGACCUCAAGGCAGCACGAAUGAGAAAAAAUGAAGUUAUUGAGAAGCUCAAGCCAGCCAAGGAGCAGUUACAGGAACAGGGCAGAGUGUUGGAGAAAGCUACUCUGAGAAGCAUAAAGCUUGAAUCAUUACACAGAACUCUAACAAGAAAAUCAGACCAGGAACUCCAAGAAGCAUUAGCUAAUUUCACCAGAAGAGAUUCUGAGGCAAAAUCUUUGAAAGAGAUAUUAACGAGUCUUGAAGGUCAAGUUAAAAGUCAUCAAGAGCUGCUAGCUGAAGCAAAUGAAAGAUAUGCAGCUGUGAAGGAAGAGCUUGAUCAGAUUGUAGAGAAGCUAGCUUCUUCUGAGAAUGCCAAUAAAGACUUGAAACAAAAGAUUUUGGAUGCAAAAGGCAAAGCCGAACAGCAUGUUGCAGAAAAGGAAUUGUUAGCCGACACCAACUUACAGAUCAGUAAACAGGCCAAAGAACUUGACGAAAAGUUGAAUUUGGUUCUUUCUAUGAAGAAACUCUCGGAUAAGCAGCUUGCUUCUCACACGAGCACUAUCACUGAAUUAAUAAAGCAGCACUCAAGAGCCAUUGAACUUCAAUUAGCAACCGAAGCCCGCUUUUCAGGUGCAGAAGCACAGUUGGAAAGAGAAUUUAAGAAAAAAUCAGAGCUUAGUCAAGAACUGGCUUCAUACAAGUCCAAGUUAAGUGAUUUGGAAACCAAACUGUUUACUGUUUCUUCUGAGAAAAAUGAUGCAGUUGAAAAGCUUCGGUCUGGAAAAAAGGAAAUAGAAUAUUUGAGACAGACACUUCAGAAAUUGGAAAGCAUCGAAAAUGACCUCAAGGCUGCACGAAGGAGAGAAAAUGAAGUUAUUGAGAAGCUCAAGUCAACUGAGGAGCAGUUACAGGAAAAGUUGAAUUUGGUGCUUUCAGAGAAGAAAGUCUCUGAUAAGCAGCUUGCUUCUCACAUGAGCACUAUAACUGAAUUAAGAAAGCAGCAGUCAAGAGCCGUUGAACUUCAAUUAGCAGCCGAAGCCCGCAUUUUAGAUGCAGAAGCACAAUUGAAAAGAGAAGUUGAGGAAAAAUUAAAGCUUGAACAAGAACUGGCUUCAUGUACGUCCAAGUUGAAAAGCGAAGUUGAGGAAAAAUCAAUGCUUAAACAAGAACUGGCUUCAUGUAGGUCCAAGUUGAGAAGCGAAGUUGAGGAAAAAUCAAAGCUUAAACAAGAACUGGCUUCAAUUACGUCCAAGUUGAAAAGCGAAGUUGAGGAAAAAGCAAAGCUUAAACAAGAACUGGCUUCACGUACGUCCAAGUUGAAAAGCGAAGUUGAGGAAAAAUCAAAGCUUGAACAAGAACUGGCUUCAUGUACAUCCAAGUUGAAAAGCGAAGUUGAGGAAAAAUCAAAGCUUAAACAAGAACUGGCUUCAUGUACGUCGGAAAAAUCAAAGCUUAAACAAGAAUUGGCUUCAUGUACGUCCAAGUUGAAUAGCGAAGUUGAGGAAAAAUCAAAGCUUGAACAAGAACUGGCUUCACGUAAGUCCAAGUUGAAAAGCGAAGAAGAGGAAAAAUCAAAGCAAACAAAUGGUACGACAAGUAGCAAUGGAGGUACGAAAAGUAAAGGUAGCAGCUGCAAUAUCCUAUAAUUAAUGACAUGAGAGUUUGAAGACGAUGGGCCACGUGGUUUGUAUCCUAGAAUUCAAGUUUGUUGAAAACUUGAAUUGUUGAGAAAUUGACUUGUUUGCCACUUGAUCUUGUAUUGGACUUCGAGACUUGAAUUUGUUUUGAUUUGAAGGAGACUUUGAUGUUCUUGGACUUUAAAAACUUGAAUUGUUGAGAAAUUUGGUGUU
Molecule: messenger RNA, 2787 nt
Organism: Olea europaea var. sylvestris
Lineage: Eukaryota; Viridiplantae; Streptophyta; Magnoliopsida; Lamiales; Oleaceae
Product: myosin-11-like
Exons: 3
Coding region: 58-2583 (841 amino acids)
Source: RefSeq, a predicted model, not a curated record